This is a messenger RNA of Malaya genurostris, 3482 nucleotides long. RefSeq names its product calponin homology domain-containing protein DDB_G0272472-like. NCBI's taxonomy places the organism in Eukaryota, Metazoa, Arthropoda, Insecta, Diptera, Culicidae. The transcript is spliced from 4 exons. The record is from RefSeq and is a predicted model, not a curated record. The coding region runs from base 236 to 2137 and encodes 633 amino acids.
ACGAAGUAGUGCAGGAUUUGUGUUGACGUUAGCCGAUGUGUUUCACACACCUUGGUAUCGACUAGAAGAAACGAUUAAAUCAUUGGUGCAUUAAUACGUAAAAAGUUUGUUAUUUAUUAUAUCGCAGAAUAUUUUAUUAGUAUAAUCUUAUAAAGUAUUAAUACAUUGAUUACUAUCAACAAUCGCAUUGGAAAGAUCGACGUAGUGGAAAAAAAUUCUUACGACAAGAACCUAAAUGAAAAUGACUGCACCGCGACUAGUCGCUAGGGCUAGUCGCAGCAGAUUCUUCAUCGGACUUGGAUUGUUGGUUCUCAUGGUUGGGUUUGUGGCUAUCUUCCAUAGUUCCCAGCAACAGUUGGAUGAACUACGUCAGUUAGGGCUACGCUGCGAACAGCAACAAGAAGCAAUUUCUGCAAAGAUGCAAGCUGUUGUUGACCAGAAACUAAGGCUUGAAAAUUCGCUCGCAUCGGAACGAAUGAUCAAUGAACAAAAUCGGGUCGAAUUGCAUCAAAAAGCAAAAGAUGAGAAAGAACAACACAGUAAAUCUACAAUGGAAGCUAACAUCCGGUACGCUUCGUUACAACAACAUUACAAUUUGAUGAAAAGUCAGCUGGAUGACUUAACCGAAGAGUGUUCUAAAACUAAGAAGAAACAAUUGGAGGAGGUCAAUUCCCUGCGAUUGCAAGUUAGUGAACUUCAGGGUAAAGUUGCUCUCCAUCAGAAAGAAUCCACUAGCAAUGUCGAACAUCUUAAGGCUCAACUGAGGCAAGUAAAACUUGAAAAGUCAACUUUGGAAACCAAUUUUAAUCAACAGAUGGCAUACAAGGAUAAGACAAUUGAAAAAUUGAAAGAACACAAUGAAAAAAUGGAAAAAGAGAACUCACAGUACAUCGAGUUAUGCAAAAUCCCCCCGGAAAAGAUGCCUCACCAUUUCAAAGCUAGUGAAGUAUUCGGAGAACUUCCACCAGGUAUUCCGAACACUGGGCCUCUGCGAAAUUUUGCCGAACAAAUUUCUGUGAGUGAAGAUUUGUAUAAAAUUCCUGUAGUAUUGCGCAAUCGUACUAACAAUUCAGGUGUUUCACAUAGUGGUCUUGCUCCGGUGUUUGCAGCCAUCGAACAAGACCAAGAAUCCCGAGGUGUUAUCGCUAAACCUUUCGAAACUAAUGAGAACCCGAAAAAGCCUAGUCCGGCUGCUGCUGUCAUUGAUGGUGGAGUUAUUAAUUCUGUGGAAAAUUUUCAGAUCAUUCCCAAACCAAUGCCGGUGGUUUCCAACGUAGAACCUGAUGCCAAAAAGCAAAGCCCUCAGGCAAACAAUGUCCUCCAAGAGCCUGUGCUGGUUAAAACAUCAACGUCAAUAUCGUCUAUAAAUAAGAAAACGUCAGAGAAGAGUAGUAAUCUUCAGGUUCCUAUUCUAGCUGCUCCGACUGUAGGUUUUCCAGAUGGUAACAAAUCUACCAGUACUACAACACCUAACAAUAUCUUGGCGAAGAAAACUCGAUCGAAAGCCCUUCCCGUUGGUGUGGUUCCUUUUCCCGAAAACAUGGAAGAUUUGAUGAAGCCCGACGAAAAUAAUAGCGAAAAUGCUAUCAACAAUCGUUACUUAAACGUAGCAUCACUCCAGACAGCAAAUGGUUAUGGUGAAAAACGAUCGCGAAAUGACAAGGAUUUAAAUUUCAUAAACGGAAACGUCGAUAUCGAAAACGGAGCGCAUGAGGUCAAUGACAAUGACUUUAAUCUGGGAGGCGGAGUAAACAACAACCAACUGCACCAACCCAAUGUGAAGGAUGCGAACCCGAACGGCGAAAAUGUGAAUGCUGCCGAGGAGGACACCAACCUGUACGACCAGAAGUUGUUUGCAAAUCCAUUGAUUCAGCAACAGGCGCAGCACGGAGAUUACAACGAUCUGCAUCACCAUAUGAGCGGUAAGAGGGAGGGUGUUGUAGGGAAGGUAGGCAUUGGCGAGAAACUGAUAAACGAGAUUGUGCGAGAUCAUGGUAAAGAGGGUGACAACUAUCCCAACGAAAUGGAAGAGGAUUUGCACCUUGAUGGCCCUCAGGAAGCAGAAGAGGACGGAGGUGAUGUUGGCGACUAUGAUGAUCCAGCCGCAAUGAAACAAGGACAUGCGGAGCGCAACUAAUAUGUUAUCUUCCAAACUGAUGGGUGCUGGAAAAUAAUCCAGAAUUAAACUAACAGAUGGCAACUUAACAGCAGUUCAAGGUAAGCGUGACAGUUAAAACCACAGUUUUGAUGAAAGUAGAUAUGAUUACUUACAGCCAAAACAGAAAUAUUUUUAUUGCGGACUACUUUACCUAAUGUGAAAGUAUGAUUCCAAAAUCGACAAAAUAUUAGCCAAUAUUACCUGUCAAACUGUAUAAAGUGACACUAGCAUUAGUUUUGAAUUUGUUAUUCUUUCAACUCCCCGUACUACUAAGUAAUGAAUUGGGCGUAAGAAACUUUGGAACUGGCAUUUCCAAACAAAGUGAUGUUUCAACCGUAACGCGCACGAUGUAUAAAAAUUUUUGCUUAACAAGCGUAAAACUCGAAUAACAGGGUGAUUUUUUGGUUAUUAUACAAGUAAAAUCUUUGAUUUCGAAUCAAUCUUGUAGUACUACUUACUAAGUUUAAGGAAAUGGUCCAAGAAAGAAGAUUGCAUUAAUCAUAGAAUGCGCAGAGAUCAGUAAGAAUUUAGCAUUAGGAGGAAAAAUCAGUGCUUGUCGAUAUUACUAGCGGAGCAGUAAGUACGAAUGUUACACUGUAAAAUUAAAUAAAACUUGAUCUAUGCGAAAAGCUUCCAACGGUACGGUUAAAUUCAAAAGUUGUACAAUUUUCGCAUUAAAACUUAGUUCACUAUUCGAGAAAAGAUAUUAUUUAGUAAGGUGCAUGUGUUUAUGACAACUAUUAUUUCACAUAUUGGUAGUAACUAUGUUUUCCGACUGUUUACUUCAAUUAGUUUGUCGUUAUAGCUUUUUAAUCUUUAUACACGAGAAAAUAAUCGUCCUCCUAGAUCUCUAUUUAUCUUGUAACUUGCUCAAAAGUGAUUAUUUAGGAACCGCCUUGGAUGGCAGCAAUAUUAUUUUCACACACUUAUUCAUUCACGAUGUAACUUUUAGUAACGAUAAGAGAUGUAUUUUUACAGAUAUAAGACUAAUUAGCAUACGUUUUCUUGAAUCGUUCCUUUUUUGUUUGCCAUAUGUCAGUCCUUGUUUUGAAACAUUUGUGUGUAAGAUUGAGAUGUUAUUACGACACAUUUGAAACAUAAGAAGUACUAAAACACUAUAGCAUAUGAAUCCACCAGGCAAUUAUGCCACUAAAUUCGUCAUUUUGUUUUGAUAAUGUCUCACACAAAUCAUCUACGAUCAUGUCAAAGGCAUUCAUUUCAAAUGUAUGACAAUUUCUGAACGAAAUCUUAUUCCUAAACAACAACAACAACGUCGCAGAUUAUUUUCAAGCGAACUCAAUAAAACUUUUAUUUUUUAUUAAAA